GGGAGGACGAACUAGUUGCUAGCCUUAAGACUGAAAAACGAUAAGUUUAAAAGAAAAAAGGCUUCACAACGUGCGUAGAAAACUCACCUGGCGGUACUGGACCCAGAAUCCUGUGUGAUGUCAACCAUCUAAAGCUGUUCACUUCAGUGCUGGGGACAGAACCCAGGACAUCAUACAUGUAAGUCCGCAGGGUUGGCCACCUGGGACAUCCCACUGAUAAGAGAGAGCUACACUUCUUCCCAGGCUGCUGUGACAACUCGGUGGCCCCACCAUGUCCAGGCCUCAGACCCAGGAGCAGGCAGUGGAUUUCGAGGGAGACUCAUCCCUACACAGGAGAGACGAGGAGGGGCCCCAGAGCUCCCACCGCAUGCUGGGCUUCAGUGAUGCACUGCUCUCCAUCAUUGCCACUGUCAUGAUCCUGCCUGUGACCCACACAGAGAUCUCACCAGAACAGCGAUUUGACAAAAGUAUACAGAAACUUCUAGCAACUAGGAUUGCUGUCUACCUGAUGACAUUUCUAAUUGUAACUGUGGCGUGGGCAGCACAUACCAGAUUGUUCCAGGUUGUUGGGAAAAUAGAUGAUACACUUGCCUUGCUUAACCUGGCCUGCAUGAUGACCAUCACCCUUCUACCCUACACAUUUUCUCUAAUGGUGACGUUUCCUGAUGUGCCCCUGGGCAUCUUCCUGUUCUGCAUGUGUGUGAUUGCCAUUGGAUCUGUGCAGGCACUGAUUGUGGGGUAUGCUUUCCACUUCCCACACCUGCUGAGUCCACAGAUCCAGCACUCUGCACACAGGGCCCAGUCCCGACGGCACAUCCUGCGCCUAGUCCUCCGUGGCCCAGCUCUGUGUUUUGUUGCAGCCAUCUUUUCUCUCUUCUUCUUCCCUUUGUCAUAUGUGCUGAUGGUGACUGUCAUCUUCCUCCCUCAUAUCAGCAAGGCUACCACCUGGUGCAAAGACAAGCUCACGGGCCACAGGGAGUCUCCAGCUCACAAUGUGGAGCCCUUCAGUAUUGAUCUGCACGCACCUCUCAGCAAAGAGCGGGUGGAAGCUUUCAGUGACGGUGUCUAUGCCAUUGUGGCCACACUCCUCAUCCUGGACAUCUGUGAGGACAACGUUCCGGAUCCCAAGGAUGUCCGAGAGAAAUUCAGUGGCAGCCUUGUGACUGCUCUGGGUGCAUAUGGGCCACAAUUCCUGGCGUACUUUGGCUCCUUCGCCACAGUGGGUCUGCUUUGGUUUGCCCAUCAUUCACUCUUCCUGCAUGUCCGGAAGGCUACACAGACCAUGGGGUUACUCAACAUACUGUCACUGGCCUUUGUGGGUGGCCUCCCUCUGGCCUACCAGCAGACCUCAGCUUUUGCCCGACAACCCCAUGAUGAACUUGAGCGUGUGCGGGUCAGCUGCGCCAUCAUCUUCUUUGCCAGUAUCUUCCAGUUUGCCAUCUGGACUGCAGCCCUGCUGCAUCAGACAGAAACACUGCAGCCAGCUGUGCGAUUUGGUGGGCAGGAGCAUGCUUUCAUGUUUGCCAAGCUUGCACUGUACCCCUGUGCCAGCCUGUUGGCGUUUGCUGCCACCUGCCUGCUGAGCCGGUUCAGCACAGCCAUCUUCCACCUCAUGCAGAUUGCAGUGCCCUUUGCCUUCCUACUGCUCCGUCUCCUUGUGCGCCUUGCCCUGGCAGGCCUUCAAGUCCUGUGGAACCUCCGGCCAGAGCACCCUCAAUCAGGCCAGGGUGAACCUGAGGCACAGUCUCAGCUCUUGCCUGCCCCCUGCUAAUGCCAAGGAAGCUACAUCUGCCCAUUCCAGGCGUACUGUAAGGGGUUCUAUGAAGAUGGCUCAGUAGAAGUCUGUGACCUUGGGGCUGUGGUUUUAUUGGCUUGAGUAUUUGUGUACAUUGUGAAAUAUCAAGAUCUAUUUCAAGAUUA
Messenger RNA from Alexandromys fortis (reed vole), 1920 nucleotides. It is a transcript of the gene Tmem175, whose product is annotated as transmembrane protein 175. The coding region runs from base 272 to 1771 and encodes 499 amino acids. The transcript has 12 exons. The record is from RefSeq and is a predicted model, not a curated record. Gene Ontology annotation, molecular function: potassium channel activity; proton channel activity. NCBI's taxonomy places the organism in Eukaryota, Metazoa, Chordata, Mammalia, Rodentia, Cricetidae.